AUGCUGCGAUCCCUUGACGACGACUUGUCGAUUCCCAAGGAGGGAGGAGCGCUAGAAUGGUUGGAGGGGAUGCAGUCGACGGUCAAUGGCGGGAGCUCGUCGCUGCGAGGGUUUGCAGCUCCGUCGUUUGAGGAGCAAGACAAGGCCAAGCGAGUGUUUCCCCAGCGACAUCGACCAUCUCACGUGACGGACGAGCGAUGGGGCAGCUCGUUCAGACCGCGGCAGGAGGAGGGGCUUGUGCUGCCGGACUAUGAAAAGAGCGAAAACAAGCACGAGGGGUCGCAGGCGAGCGUCGGAGUGACGCUCGUCAAGCUCGAGGGACGACGACCUGUGGUGGUCGACUUGACCCCGCGAGGAAGAGAAAUGGCGGAGCUGACGCGAAAGAUCGCGAGCGGCGACGCGAUCGUAGGAGUAGGAGAGUUUGAGGUGGAGGAGGACACAAGCCUGCUGGAUGUGGAGCGACUGCUGGUAGGACAGCGAGGAAGCUGCGUCACGGUUGACCUGCUCCGGCCCUUUCCUCUUUCCGACGCUCACGGGAGGAGGGAGAUGUGCAGAAGAGAUGCGACGGCGAAAGAAGUGAAGGAAGGAGUGGUGUAUUCCAUCCAAGCUGUCAGGUUCUGCUCCUUCUUAGGAACCACCAUCAACAACAACAACAUCCAGGAGAUCUCGCGUAUGUCCCCGCCCAGGCUGAAGAAGAAAACAGAAAAUUCGCAGCUCGCCGACCCCGUCCAAGUUCUCGCUACAGCGUCACAAACAAGAGACGAGGAGGUAGCAGAGACAAGCUCGUGGAACUUGGAGGCGCCGCAACGAGUCGUUUCAGAUGAGCCUCCUCCUCCUGUUGCUCAGCUUGUGAGGGAGAUAGAGAGACAGCAGACUGCGAUCAGUGAAACCUUCAUCGAGCUAGAGAAACGAUCGUACCCGGACGAGAACGCGGCGCGCUCGAAGAAGCUGCUGCAGGAAAUCUUACAGAUGAGAAACGAAGACGCGAACACCUUGCGGAGAAUCGAAAAGUGCAACGGAGAUGGCGAAAUGCUAUUGAGAGAGAUCCAUGACAUGGAGCUGAGAAACACAAGCCUGGUGGACAAGUGCGUGGAGCUGUUCAAGAGGCUGGUGGAGGCUGUCGACGGGCACGUGAGAGGGGUGAAGGAGCUGCAGACACGAGACUUCGAGCAGCUGCAAGCUCAGAAGAUUGUCAGUCUGCAGACAGGUUUGGAGGAGCAGGAGAGGAGGCAGAGAAAGGUGGAGGAGGAGCUCUCCUGCCUGUACCGGCAGCUCUUCAAUGCUCAGCGAGCCUACGACGUGGAGACAGCACGACUGCGGCUGGAAAAGAUGGCGAUGGAGAAGAAGAUGCAGUCGCAGCUUCAGGUGCUGGAGAAAUUCAUGAGACAUGAAGUUGAGCAGCAGAACGUGAGAGACAAACUACAACAACAUCUCGCCCUGUUGCCCGAGGAGAUGACAGAGAGGUACUUUGCAUCCUCCCUCCUCCUCCUCCUCAUCAUCAUCAUCAUCAUCAUCAUCAUCACCAUCAUCAUCAUCAUCAUCAUCAUCAUCAUCAUCAUCAUCAUCAUCAUCAUCAUCAUCAUCAUCAUCAUCAUCAUCAUCAUCAUAUCUCAAUCAUCUCCUUCUUGUCCGUCUCUUCCCAUCCUACAGAGCGUGAGACAUGGCAGGCAAGACUUGCAGCAAAAGCUCGAGGAGCUUCACGCUCGUCGUCUCUUGUCCGGGCAGGAGCAUCAUGAGGACGAGGGUGUGGUGGAGGCUGUGGAGAAGAAUAUCAUCAAAGGUGGUGACAAGCUCCUCCUCCGUCCUUCCUCCUAG
Guillardia theta CCMP2712 is the source of this 1815-nucleotide messenger RNA. RefSeq lists its product as hypothetical. The transcript is spliced from 7 exons. NCBI's taxonomy places the organism in Eukaryota, Cryptophyceae, Pyrenomonadales, Geminigeraceae. The record is from RefSeq and is a predicted model, not a curated record. Bases 1 to 1815 code for a protein of 604 amino acids.